AUGCGUAAGUUGGUUGAUGUUCUAGCCACUGGGGAGGACCUCCUUUUCAACUGUGUAGUGGGACACUUUACCAAGUCGCCACCCCUCCUUGCCUCGACGGAACCUUCGCCCGCUUUGCAGGAAGCUCUCUCUGCUGAGUGGCCCGUCGAACUGCGCUCCUAUCUAGCCACCUCAUCACCGGCCACGGUGUUGGAGUAUCGGCACACCUGUCUGCGUGCCUUUUCAUUGCAUUUUCCCCGGCCUGCUGACAUAGGCACCUUCCAGACUCUGAGUGAGGACUUCCACAGCGAACUGCUGGGUGAUGAGACCAACAGCGUCUCCUACCUUCCACUCUUUGCUAGCAAUAUCAGGUAG
Messenger RNA from Dibothriocephalus latus, 354 nucleotides. The record is from the annotation of a GenBank genome assembly. NCBI's taxonomy places the organism in Eukaryota, Metazoa, Platyhelminthes, Cestoda, Diphyllobothriidea, Diphyllobothriidae.